Fonsecaea nubica is the source of this 1899-nucleotide messenger RNA. RefSeq lists its product as hypothetical. The coding region runs from base 1 to 1899 and encodes 632 amino acids. Lineage: Eukaryota; Fungi; Ascomycota; Eurotiomycetes; Chaetothyriales; Herpotrichiellaceae. The transcript has a single exon. Gene Ontology annotation, molecular function: tRNA (uridine) methyltransferase activity. The record is from RefSeq and is a predicted model, not a curated record. Gene Ontology annotation, biological process: tRNA methylation.
AUGGCUUCAGAUACGCUGCAAGAUGCUCACCAGGAAUGGAAAACUGUGCCAGAAUAUUCACAGUCUUGUAGCCUUUCGACUGACCGAUUUCAACAAGUCACAGAUCUGCUGUUGGAAAACCCCAAUCUGAACUCAACUCACCUCUUCCGGGCCGACAUCUUGUACGACAGUGCACACCGGCUGAAGACAGUUUUGGAAAAGGAGAGAUUCUGUCAGCACCCUGGGAGAGGACCGAGCGAUGAAGACGAAGAACGGGCCGCAGACGAAGAUGAUCCUGAACGCACAUCUUCAGCACCAGUCUUCGAGGGGGCAACACUGCAACGAAAGGUCCUGAGGAAACUCAUCCCUCGAAAGCCCCAGCUGGAUCGUCCACUUGACCAGUGGUGCUAUAUCUACAGCCUCGACCAGCGAACAGGGGAGGAGAGUUCGGGGUGCAUUGUCGUUUACGAUCCGCAAGUAGAUGCUGAGGCGGACAUGCCAUGGUAUCAUCCACCGGUCAAGUCUCUGGCAUAUUUCCACAAAGAAAAGGGGACUCAGACGACGCUGUCUGUUCAUUUCCUUCCUUUCCCAACCACUCCUGACCCAUUGCCACCCCGAACACAUCGAACGUUCGUCUCACUGCUCCAGACGUUCCUCAGACUCGCGAAGAAUCCUACGGCAGAACGAGCCAUCACUGAAAGCGGCCAGAGAAUGCCAGAUGGGAAAGACUCGACAGGCUUGUCUCUCGCUCCAUCGGCCCUCAAAGAUACGAUCCUUCCCCAGCACAUCGUGCAAGACACAUACACACGCCUGAAAGAGCAGUAUGCUGGAGAUCUCAUUUCACAAUGGGCGGAACAGACAGAACCGUCGAAGCACGUAUUCGAAGACCUCGCCAUUGCCGCCUUUGUCAUUGAGCUCUGGAAGCAAAUGUACCCGCAAGCACACACAUUCCCGGGGUUUGUCGACAUUGCAUGCGGAAACGGUGUUCUGACGUACGUGCUCGUCAAGGAGGGAUACCAGGGCCGUGGCUUUGAUGCUCGAAGACGGAAGACGUGGGACGUUCUCGAGAUGGACAACUACCUCGACGAGAUGCUGUGCAUCCCACAGCCGUUCCUAGACCACCUCAACGCCGAAGACAUCGACGGGUUUCAAGAAGCAGGCGGCAGGAUUCACAACGGGGUCUUCGAAGCCGGCACCUUCAUCAUUUCCAACCACGCCGACGAGCUCACCCCCUGGACGCCUCUUCUCGCCACACUGUCGUCUCCAAACUCUCCGCUACCCUUCCUAGCCAUUCCAUGUUGCUCGCAUGCCCUGAGUGGCGCCAAACACCGCUACACACCCAAGGAUGCCACAUUCGCAUCAUCGUCAUCCGCUACUACCACGAGUGCUACCAGAAGUAACAACAACCACACCGAAGAGCAGCCUGCCAGCGGUGACCUCAAGGCCCUCCGAGCGGCCAAGGCCAAAGCAGCGAACCACACCGACGACACAUCCAUGUAUGCGUGUUUGACGAAGAAACUCGUCUCGCUGGCCCGGGAGGUCGGCAUCGACGUCGAGUUGACACUGAUGCGGAUUCCGAGCACGCGCAACAUCGGAGUCGUCGGGAACAGGCGGGGAGCUUCCCCUACUACUGCCACUCGUUCAUCUACCUCUGCUGGUGCGACGACUUACGCAGCUGCGGCGCAUCCCGGAGUAGAUGCGACGAGUGUGAACCACGUAGACCCCGCGGUGGCGGCCGACGCCAACGCGAGUCUCGUACAAAGGACGCUCCAGGCCCUGCUGCACCGCGAGUGUGCCGUCUCAGGAGGCAUAGCAGCCGCCGCGACGUGUUGGGUCGACCGGGCGCGCAAACUCCAGACUGGGCAGGGAAGAGGCAAAGUCAACCACCGCGGGCGACAACCCUGUGCAACUGGAACGUGA